Molecule: messenger RNA, 3979 nt
Organism: Vidua macroura (Pin-tailed whydah)
Lineage: Eukaryota; Metazoa; Chordata; Aves; Passeriformes; Viduidae
Gene: SLC4A3
Product: solute carrier family 4 member 3
Exons: 23
Coding region: 142-3888 (1248 amino acids)
Biological process (GO): bicarbonate transport; monoatomic anion transport; transmembrane transport
Cellular component (GO): plasma membrane
Molecular function (GO): solute:inorganic anion antiporter activity; monoatomic anion transmembrane transporter activity
Source: RefSeq, a predicted model, not a curated record
GGCGCGGCGCGGCGGCGGCGGCGGCGGGCGGCUCUCCUGCUCCGGCGGUGUGAGGUUAUGCCACUCUCCAGGUUUGCUGGGUGCCUGCCGGUGAAAGAGAAGGGUUGAUAUUUUGCCCAGGCCCUUAGGUCCUGAACCAAAAUGGCAGCUGGAGAGUCCCCUCCCGUAAGAGAUGUCUUCAUCGACUUGCAGCAGGGCAGAGAUGACGCAGAGAAAGCCUCUCCUGGUGCCGAGGACGAUGAGGACUUGGAUAAGACUUUGUCAAUCGAGAGAUUUGGGGACCUGAUAAGCAAGUCAGCAUCAAGCAAUCUGGAGAAGCAAAGUCGCAGCUACAGUGAGAGAGAUUUUGAAUUCCACCGCCAAACCUCGCACCACAUCCAUCAUCCCCUUUCCACUCACCUCCCUUCUGCCCUCAAGUUCCAAAAGAGGCCACCCCGUGCCAGCAGGAGGAAAAAAAGGAGGAGGAAAAAGAAGAAAACCUCAAUACCUCCCUCAGAGGUGACCCCCACCAUCCAGGAAGAGGACGAGGAGGGAGGAGAGGAGGAGGAAGAAGAGGAAGAAGAAGAAGAGGAAGAAGGAGAAUCUGAGGCAGAGGAGGUCCAGGAGAAAGAAAUCUCUGCAGAAUCUGAGGCCGAAGCUCGUGGGAAGGACACAUCCCCUAAGCUGGAGUCCCCAAGCAAACCAAAGUUCACUGUUGGCAGCGAUGAGGAGGAGUCCAGCAGCACUCCAGCUCCUGCGCAGUUCCACGUGGAGGAGGAGUGUGGCAUCCUGUCCCCCAUGCCUCGCUUUGCUGACCUGCUGCAGGACAAGGGCCCUGCCUCUCUCCACAGCCCUCCCGGGCCUCGAGAGCGUCUGUCACGUGGGUGGGAGAAGCGCAAGGCCUGGGGCCAGGUGGCGAGUGGACAACGGGUCACCUACGACUUGAAGGAAAGGAUGUGCAUCGGCAGCAUGACCACCCUGGAGAGUGCGGCGUACCAGCGCGUCCCCACAGACGAGGCCGAGGCCCAGAUGCUGGCAUCUGCUGACUUGGACGGCAUGAAAAGCCACCGCUUUGAAGAUAACCCAGGUGUGAGGAGGCAUCUGAUGAAAAAACCAUCUCGGAGUCAGAUCACCAGGACAAGCAAAAAAUUAGCAUCAACUCCAUCUGUCAAGAAAAAGAAGAAGAAGAAGAAGUUGGAUAGAAAGCCCCACGAGGUAUUUGUGGAGCUGAAUGAGCUGGUGGUGGAUAAGAACCAGGAGAUGCACUGGAGGGAGACAGCCCGCUGGAUCAAGUUUGAGGAGGAUGUUGAGGAGGAUACAGCAAGGUGGGGGAAACCCCAUGUGGCUUCACUGUCCUUCCGCAGUCUGUUGGAGCUCAGGAAGACUAUUGCCCACGGUGCCGUCCUCCUUGACUUGGAGCAGACCACUCUGCCUGGCAUUGCUCACCUCAUGGUGGAGACCAUGAUCAUCUCUGACCAGAUCAGGGCAGAAGAUCGAGCCAACGUGCUGCGUGCCCUGCUGCUGAAGCACAGCCAUCCCAAUGAUGAGAAGGAGGGCUUCUUCCCGAGGAACCACUCCAGCUCCAGCAUGAACUCCAUUGUGGGAAACCACCAUCACAACCACACCACAGACACAUGCGUGCCCCUCAUGGGGGAAGAACGCAUUGAGAUGGCUGACCCCAAGGCCAACGAGACCGAGUGCAAGGAGAAAAACCCUCAUCUUCAUAACUCUGAGGGCCAUCGUAAAUACCUGAAGCUGAUGGAGAAAAUCCCUGAAGAUGCAGAGGCCACAGUGGUCCUUGUGGGUUGUGUGCAGUUUCUAGAGCAGCCAACCAUGGCCUUCGUCCGACUAAAUGAGGCUGUCUUCCUGGAAUCUGUCUUGGAGGUCCCAAUUCCUGUCAGAUUCAUCUUUGUGCUGCUGGGACCUAGCCAGGCCAACAUGGACUACCACGAAAUUGGCCGCUCAAUCUCCACCCUCAUGUCUGACAAGCACUUCCAUGAGGCUGCAUACAUGGCAGAUGAUCGUCAAGACCUCCUCAAUGCAAUCAACGAGUUCUUGGACUGCAGCAUUGUCAUCCCCCCAUCAGAGGUGGAGGGGAAAGACUUGCUCAAAUCCAUUGCCACCUUCCAGAAAUUGCUGCUGAAGAAGAGGAAGGAGAGGGAGCAGAAGUCCAUGAAGGAGGGCACUGCUCAGGAAGCCAAAGAGCUGUGUGAAGUGAAAGCUGAGGAAGAAGAGGAGGAAGCUGAGGAUGACCCUUUGAAGCGAACUGGGAUAUUUUUUGGAGGUCUGGUUCGGGACAUAAAGCGCAGGUACCCCAAAUACCUCAGUGACAUCAGAGAUGCCUUGCACAGCCAGUGUCUCGCAGCCGUUCUCUUCAUCUACUUUGCUGCUCUCUCUCCUGCCAUCACCUUCGGGGGACUCCUAGGAGAGAAAACUGAGGGUCUCAUGGGGGUCUCCGAGCUGAUAAUCUCCACCUCGAUUUUAGGCAUCCUCUUCUCCCUGCUUGGAGCCCAGCCACUCCUGGUUAUUGGCUUCUCAGGGCCUCUGCUGGUGUUUGAAGAAGCUUUUUACAAGUUCUGCCAGACACAAGGCAUUGAGUAUCUGACAGGCAGAGUGUGGAUUGGUUUGUGGCUCAUCGUCUUCAUCUUCAUUAUCGUGGCAGCAGAAGGAAGCUUCUUGGUGCGCUACAUCUCGCCCUUCACCCAGGAGAUCUUUGCUUUCCUCAUCUCCCUCAUCUUUAUCUAUGAGACCUUCUACAAACUCUACAAGGUGUUUGCAGAACACCCUUUGCUGAAGUUCUACCCACCAAACGUGCAGAGCAGCCUGAAUGCCAGCGUGCUCUCUACGGAUGCGAUGUCACUGGGAACCAGGAUGCAGCCCAACACUGCUCUGCUGUCCCUCAUCCUCAUGCUAGGCACUUUCUUCAUUGCCUUCUUUAUGCGCAAGUUCAAGAACAGCCGCUUCUUAGGAGGAAAGGCGCGGCGGAUCAUCGGAGACUUUGGGAUCCCCAUCUCCAUCCUGGUCAUGGUGCUGGUGGAUUACACCAUCACUGACACAUACACACAGAAGCUGAAUGUCCCCUCCGGCCUGUCGGUCACAUCCCCUCACAAGCGUGGCUGGUUCAUCCACCCCAUGGGCAGUAGUGGGACCUUUCCGCUGUGGAUGAUGUUUGCCUCUGCCAUCCCUGCCCUCCUGGUCUUCAUUCUUAUCUUCAUGGAGACACAGAUCACUACGCUGAUUGUUAGUAAGAAGGAGAGGAAGUUGCUGAAAGGCUCUGGCUUCCACCUGGACCUUCUGCUCAUUGGCACUAUGGGGGGGCUUUGCGCUCUCUUCGGGCUGCCCUGGCUGACGGCGGCGACAGUGCGCUCCGUCACCCAUGUCAAUGCCCUGACCGUCAUGAGCAAGGCCAUCGCACCCGGGGAGAAGCCCAGGAUCGAGGAGGUGAAGGAGCAGCGUGUGACCGGAGUGCUUAUUGCUGCCCUUGUCGGUCUGUCCAUUGUGAUGGGGAACAUGCUGCGGCAGAUCCCCCUGGCUGUUCUCUUUGGCAUCUUCCUCUACAUGGGGGUUACAUCGCUCACCGGCAUCCAGCUCUACGAGCGCCUGCUCCUGAUCUUCAUGCCAUCCAAGCACCACCCUGACCACAUCUACGUUGUCAAGGUGAAGACCUGGAGAAUGAAUCUCUUCACCUGCAUUCAACUGGCCUGCAUUGUGCUGCUCUGGGUGGUGAAAUCUACAGUGGCAUCGCUGGCCUUCCCCUUUGUCCUGAUCAUGACAGUGCCAUUGCGACGCUUCGUGCUGCCCCGCUUCUUCCAUGACAGGGAGCUCAAAGCGUUGGACUCGGAGGAUGCGGAGCCAAAUUUCGACGAGGAUGGCCGGGACGAGUACAACGAGCUGCACAUGCCUGUGUGAGCCGGGAGCUGCCCUCCCUGCUCGUGAGACAGGUGGCUCAUGCCUGCUCACCCCUCCCAAGAACUGACUGGAGACUUGCCGUGAGUCACAC